GAGAUAGAGAGAGAGAAUGAGAGUGAUAGUGAGAGUGAGAGACAGAGAGAGAGACAGAGAGAUGUGAUAACAGUGACAGAAUUGUUCUAUGAUGACACCCGGAUUAAUGUUUGACGCUCUGUCAUAUUAAAGAAUAGCCACAUUACAAAUCCGUGUCGGACACAUCAGAGUCAGACCGAACCUCGUAGUCAACAUCUCCGCGUGUGGAUUCCAACUUGAAGAAGAAUUUUGGCGGUUAAUUACGUGUCACAGGCUCUGCUGGUCCUGGCAUCUCCCUCUGGACCUGGGGUGUGUCGGGGGCUAUGGUGAGGACAUGUGCCUCAGCGGGAGGACUGGAUGUCAUGGAGGAGAUGGAUUGGGGCUGCGGAGAGGAUUGGAUAAAGUGUUGGAGAGAGGAGGACUGGGCACAAUGCUUGGGAAAGAGAGAAGACUGGAGAGAGGGAGGGCGAGAGAGAGAGGGCAGGGAACCGGGACAGGGCUGGGGCAGGAGACAAGGCUUGGGGGAGACCUGGGAGGCUGGUCAUUCACCCUGCUGGUCCUGCUCCUCCUCCUCCCCCCRGUGUUCCCCCAGUGCCCUGACAGCUGCCACUGUGUGUGGGAGAGCAGCAUGGUGCUGUGUAUGGACGCUGGGCUCCGUGAGUUCCCCCAGGGCCUUCCUCCGGACACCGUCACCCUCCACCUGGAGAGGAACUACAUCCGCUCGCUCCCCGAGAGUGCCUUUAGGGAGCUGACCCACCUGAGGGAGCUGUACCUCUCCCACAACCGCAUCGACACCCUCUCCUCCGGGGCCCUGCGCCACCUGAGCUCAGAGCUCCGUCUCCUGGACCUCUCCCACAACCAGUUACGCCAGGCCAGCCGGGACGAGUUCAGUUCCACGCGGGCCAAGACACGCCUCUACCACAACCCGUGGCACUGCGACUGUACCCUGCAGGAGCUGAUGGAGACGUUAAAUCUAGAGCCGGAGACGGUCAACGGGAUCGUGUGUGAGAGCUCGGUGAGGAGCGCCGGGGAGGUGAGUCGCUGGGAGGAUCCAGGGGGCGCAGGGGAGCACGCCGGUCAACCGCUGGUUAAGUUGCUCGACUCUGGGGUGAACUUCUGUAAUCUCCAGCGGAAGACCACGGAUGUGGCCAUGCUGGUGACCAUGUUCCUGUGGUUCUUCAUGGUCAUUGUUUAUGUGGUCUACUACGUGAGACAGAACCAGGCUGAGACCAGAAGACAUCUGGAGUAUCUGAAGAGUUUGCCCAGUCCGAGGAAAACACUCACGGAGACAGACACGAUAAGCACUGGUCUCUGAACUAUUUAUUUAUUGCCU
This is a messenger RNA of Salvelinus sp. IW2-2015, 1312 nucleotides long. NCBI's taxonomy places the organism in Eukaryota, Metazoa, Chordata, Actinopteri, Salmoniformes, Salmonidae. The record is from RefSeq and is a predicted model, not a curated record.